GGAGGCGGAACUAAAGUGGAGAGAGACUCUUGUGUCCACAGCGGUUACUAGCUGGCUGCUAGCGCUGUUAGCUUCUUCCUGCCUGUGUAUGUGUCUUUAGCUCUUUUAGUUCAAAAUGGGAGAAGCAGACGUGACGCUGAAUCAACCCGACGAGAAGCCUCCGGACUCCGGCCUGGGUCCCGGAGAGGACUCGGUGGUCUGGAGCCACGAGGUGGAGGUCUGUCUGUUUCACGCGAUGAUCGGACACAAACCCGUCGGAGUGAACCGUCACUUCCACAUGAUCUGCAUCAGAGACAAGUUCAGUCAGAACAUCGGCCGGCAGGUUUCGUCCUCCGUCAUCUGGGAUCAUCUGGGGACCAUGUACGACAUGCAGGCCCUGUGUGAGAUGCAGCACGAGUCAGAGAUCCUGCCGUUUCCAAACACAGAGAAGAGCUUCUCUUUGCCUGAUGACAUCAUCCAGGAGGUGAAAGAAGGGAAGCUGGGCUCAGAGGAGGAGACCAAAGAAGAGUUCAGGAUGGAGAGAGAACCUCCAGCUACACAUGAAGAAGGCAGCAACUCGUCGGUGAAGAUGUCGGAGCGAACGAGCAGCAGUCGGGACAAGGAGAGAGAGCGGGACAAGGAGAAAGGAGGGAGUGAAGGAGGAACUGCAGGAGGAGGAGGAGGAGGAGGAGCAGGUGGAGGAGGUGGUAAGGAGGCCGAGAAGAGGAAGAGGAGUCGAGCAGCCGAGAAGCUGCUGUCGUCCUCCAACCCGGCGAGUCCGGGGGGAGCCAAGAGGAGACGCACCUGAGAGGUGGACAGACAGAGAGAGACAGACGGAGAGAGAGACAGAGACAGAGAGAGAGAGAGACUGCUGCAGUGAGAGUGACAGAAAAAUAUGAAGAAGAAGAAGAAUUUGCUGUCACUGGAGUCAAACCUGCGAGCUGCGUGUCACGUGACCGCCUGAUGGCCGCGCUGCGAAACAGGCCGGAGGAACAGGAGGAUGAAGAGGAGGAGGAGGUGGUGGAUGAGCUUGCAGCGUCUUUUCAUUGUGUUAUUUUAGUUUGACUCUGUGAGACUCAGAUCUCUCGUGUUCUGUACGUGUCUCUAACAAAGAGGAUCAGAACCACAGAGAUCCUCUUUAUUUAUUAUUCUUUUUAUUCCACUCAUUCUUCUUCUUCUACCCAAGUCAAAACCAGGCGCCUACAUUACCCACAAUGCAACUCGACCACCGACAAUUCACGCAGAGGUUUUGUGUUCUUAGAGAUGCGACGGAUCAUAAAUCUCACCACAAAAUACAAAAAGGAGUAAAUAUAACUUCUAGAUCCCUGAUUUUUUUCCCACUGAUACUAGUUAUUGAAUAUUAAUGAUCCAUAUUGACAGAUACAGAUCCCUUUGAUGUUUAUUAGAGCAGCUGGUCUACUAGGAUCCAGCCUGUUUAUCUUCUUGCCAUCGUCCCAAAAAUCAUUUCAACGCUCUGACGUCUGUAAACCAUCAAAAAUACUAAAUGUUAUACUUUACUUUGUUACUUGUUUACUUUCAUAGUUUUUUUCUUCAUAAAAACACAAUUCAAAUGAUUAGGAAAUAAAAGAUUGUAUUUAUAUUGAUAAAUAAAUCUCAUUAUUAUCUUUACUGAUGUAUAAUAAUGUUCUUAGAGCUCGUGUUAGGAAGUUAAACAUCAUAAUUCAUCUCUAAUAUCUAUUUUAUAU
Anarrhichthys ocellatus (wolf-eel) is the source of this 1685-nucleotide messenger RNA. It is a transcript of the gene mrgbp, whose product is annotated as MRG/MORF4L binding protein. Gene Ontology annotation, cellular component: NuA4 histone acetyltransferase complex; nucleus. Gene Ontology annotation, biological process: regulation of transcription by RNA polymerase II. The record is from RefSeq and is a predicted model, not a curated record. Lineage: Eukaryota; Metazoa; Chordata; Actinopteri; Perciformes; Anarhichadidae. The transcript has 5 exons. Bases 116 to 787 code for a protein of 223 amino acids.